Molecule: messenger RNA, 276 nt
Organism: Hyaloperonospora brassicae
Lineage: Eukaryota; Oomycota; Peronosporomycetes; Peronosporales; Peronosporaceae
Source: the annotation of a GenBank genome assembly
AUGUCGUUGGGUGCGUUCGUCGCUGGUGUGGCGGUCGGGGGACUGCGCUACGGUGCGGUCAAGCUCCAGCUGCAGGAGCGGGAGGACGUCGUGUUGUACUCGGCGAGACAGGUCAAGGAGAGCUUCAGUGGGCAUGGCCAUACGCAGCUCAAUUAUUGUCGGUAUGAAGCACUGCCAAGUCGGGAGCAUGUAUACUACACGUACGUGCGUGAAGGGUGGAACGCCAAGGUGCUGGCGCUCCGUACGAAGAUGGACGAGGGCUUUUCGACCAAGUAA